UUACUUAAAAGAAAAAAAUUAAAAUGGAUAACGAAACAAAAAAGAUCCUAUUAGAGUAUUUAUUGGACUCAUCAUCAAGCAGUGAAGAAAGCAGUUCAUCAUCAGAACUUGAUCGCUUAAUGAGCUCUGAUGAUUCUUCAUCUGAUGAGAACAACGCAAGCGUUUCGAAUUUUAUGAAAACUAUCGAGGAUUAUAGUGAGCUCGGUUUUAAAUCCCACUUCAGGUUGAAUCGCUCAACAGUAGAGAAAUUAAUAGAAAAAUACUCUCAAUCAGAUUUUUUUUCAUCAAGACCGAAUCAUGGAGGCAAAACAAAAAUUGAACCCAGAAAAGAAGUGUAUGUAUAUGUAUGGUACGUUAGCAACACUCUGACAUUUCGGCAAUUGGGAAACCUAUUUGGAAUUGCAACGUCGUCAGCAUGGUCUGUAGUUGGCCGUGUGAGCAGCUGGUUGUUUUCUAUAGGAAAUGAAUAUAUUAAGUGGCCACAAGGAGAUGUCAUUGACCAAAUUUCUCAUAAAUUUGAAACCAAAAAGAAAAUACCGGGUAUAAUCGGGGCCAUCGAUUGUACGCAUAUCACAAUUGCAGCUCCCAAAAGCAACAAAGAGGCUUACUAUAACCGAAAGCAAAACUUCACUAUCGUGUUGCAGGCCGUCGUUGACGCUGACAAGAAAUUCAUCGACAUAUGUGUUGGAGAACCUGGUUCUCUGCAUGAUAGUAGGGUUCUUAGAAGGUCUGCUUUGUACAAUCAAGCGGAAACCAAUUAUUCCCGGCUAUUUCCAUCAAAUACAUUUCUUUUGGGUGAUUCGGCAUAUGCUUCCUCAAACUGGAUAGUGCCGCCUUUCAAGGACUAUGGGCAAUUAACUGAUCAGCAAAAAUCUUUCAAUUUUAUACACUCAUCUACACGGAUGGUGGUUGAAAAUGCUUUUGGUUUGCUGAAAGGAAGAUUCAGAAGAAUAAACAAGUUCACUGAACAACGAACUAUAAAUUCGAUUAAAAAAAUCGUGGUUAGUGUGUGCAUUUUACAUAAUUUAUGCAUAUCCAAUGACGAUAACAUCACAUUGGAUGAAGAAGUAACACCACAGGAAAAUAACUUGGGGCACAACACAAAUCCCGAAUUGAAUACAUCCCGGAAUCGUCGUGAAACAUUGUUUACAUAUCUGUGUCAAACAAAUAUAAUUUAGUUAUAAUUAAAAUUAUAAGCUACCCACCAAAGUUCGAUUUCUUUUUUCAACCUAUGUAUUUACAUAUUUUUUUGCGUUAAUUCACAAAAAUGUCUUUGCAGAAAUGAUUCACAUCGCACCAUCAAUUUCGGCAAUCAUUCAUAAAUGCAUCAAACCAGCAUCACUUU
Eupeodes corollae is the source of this 1345-nucleotide messenger RNA. RefSeq lists its product as uncharacterized. The record is from RefSeq and is a predicted model, not a curated record. NCBI's taxonomy places the organism in Eukaryota, Metazoa, Arthropoda, Insecta, Diptera, Syrphidae. The transcript has 3 exons. The coding region runs from base 24 to 1178 and encodes 384 amino acids.